AUGAGCAGUAACAGCAAGAAAGUGUCGGGAGGGAAGGACGACAAGAAGAGCCCCUCGAGCAAAGAGGAGAGCCCCGUGGUCGGCAAGGAUGACGCCGGUGGAUCGUCCUCGACGGGAAGUACCGGCGCCUCCGCCGCCGGUGCAACGAAUCCGGAUGCAACACAGCCCGGAAGUAAGCCUGGAUCGGCCGGGGCAACAGCGAGGGAAGCCGCGCAAAAGCUCCUCGGGGUUGCCGCGCGCGGAGAAUGGGCACCGGUGGACCAGCUGCUCAAAUCUCUGGAGAAGACGGUGCAGAACGUCGGGGAGGAUGGCACGCUGGCGCCUCUCGCCGGUCUCAUGGACCCGGUGACGGGCAUGACGCCGCUGAUGUACGCUGUGAAAGACAAUCGGACGGCGUUGCUCGACCGGAUGAUCGAGCUGGGAGCGGACGUGGGCGCGAGAAACAACGACAAUUACAAUGCUCUCCACAUCGCGGCCAUGUACUCCAGGGAGGACGUCGUCAAGCUGCUGUUGUCGAAACGCGGCGUCGAUCCGUACGCCACUGGAGGGCCGAAACAACAAACUGCGGUGCAUUUGGUCGCGUCGAGACAAACGGGCACAGCGACGUCGAUUCUUCGAGCGCUAUUGGCCGCCGCCGGACGAGACAUCAGACUGAAAGUCGACGGGAAAGGGAAGAUACCACUGUUAUUAGCGGUGGAAGCUGGCAACCAGUCGAUGUGUCGGGAACUGUUGUCUCAACAGGCACCGGAACAGCUUCGAACCACCACCCCGACAGGAGACUCCGCGCUUCAUCUGGCGGCCAGAAGAAGGGACAUCGAUAUGGUCCGGAUAUUGGUAGACUACGGGGCGACUGUGGACAUGCAAAAUGGGGACGGGCAAACGGCACUGCACAUCGCUAGCGCUGAGGGCGACGAGACCCUGGUCAAGUACUUUUACGGUGUAAGGGCCUCCGCCUCGAUCACCGAUCACCAGGAUCGUACUCCCAUGCAUCUGGCCGCAGAGAACGGACACGCAACGAUAAUCGAAUUGCUCGCGGACAAGUUCAAAGCCAGUAUAUUCGAGAGGACCAAGGACGGGUCCACGUUGAUGCACAUCGCCUCGUUGAACGGCCACUCGGAGUGCGCGACGAUGCUCUUCAAGAAGGGCGUCUACUUGCAUAUGCCGAACAAACGUGGCGCCCGGUCGAUUCACACAGCGGCCAAGUACGGUCAUGUCGGGAUCAUAAGCACUCUGCUGCAACGGGGCGAGAAGGUAGACGCGACGACCAACGACAAUUACACGGCAUUGCACAUUGCCGUGGAGAACGCGAAACCGGCAGUCGUCGAAACUCUGUUGGGAUACGGUGCAGAAGUACACGUCAGGGGCGGCAAGCUUCGCGAGACUCCUCUUCAUAUUGCGGCCAGGGUGCCGGACGGUGAAAGAUGCGCGUUGAUGCUGCUGAAAUCUGGAGCCGGACCGAAUCUGACCACCGACGACGGUCAAACACCUGUCCACGUAGCGGCUAGUCACGGAAACCUAGCCACGUUGUUGCUGCUCCUCGAGGACGGCGGGGAUCCCAUGUACAAGUCGAAGAACGGUGAAACGCCGUUGCACUUGGCUUGCCGCGGUUGCAAGGCGGACGUGGUGCGGCACCUGAUCCAGUUCGUGAAGGAGAGGAAGGGCCCGGAAACGGCGACUGCCUACGUGAACAGCGUGACAAACGAGGGCGCGAGCGCUCUGCAUUACGCCGCCCAGAUCGAACCGUCGGAAGUCGUGGUUCCCGGUGACGAUCGAGCGGUGGUUCGCGCCCUACUGGAGGGCGGAGCGGAUGUCUCUCUGCAAACGAAACAGACGCAGGAAUCGGCUUUCCAUUAUUGCGCGCUCGCCGGCAACAACGAGGUGUUGUCCGAGAUGAUUAGUCGUAUGUCCGCGACCGAGGUGCAGAAAGCGUUGAACCGUCAGAGCGCGGUCGGCUGGACGCCGUUGCUAAUUGCGGCGCACCGUGGCCAUAUGGAGCUGGUCACAACAUUGCUGGCGAAUCACGCCAGGGUCGACGUGUUCGAUCUCGAGGGACGAUCUGCCCUUCAUCUAGCGGCGGAACACGGUUACCUACAGGUCUGCGAUGCGUUACUCGCGAACAAAGCGUUCAUAAACUCGAAGUCGCGGGUCGGUCGAACAGCGUUGCAUCUGGCGGCGAUGAACGGUUACUCGCAUCUCGUCAAGUUUCUGAUCCAAGACCACGGCGCCGCUAUAGACGUUCUCACGUUACGAAAACAAACGCCUCUUCACUUGGCAGCUGGGGCUGGCCAGUUGGAGGUGUGCAAACUUCUGCUGGAACUCGGCGCGAGCAUAGACGCUACCGACGAUCAGGGCCAGAAACCGAUCCACGCGGCGGCGAUGAACAAUUACGCGGAGGUCGCCCAGCUGUUCUUGCAACGGCAUCCGAGUCUGGUGAUGGCGUGUACCAAAGACGGGAACACUUGCGCCCACAUAGCUGCGAUGCAGGGCAGCGUGCGAGUGAUCGAGGAGCUGAUGAAAUUCGACCGGCAAGGUGUCAUCUCCGCGCGUAACAAGCUGACGGAGGCGACGCCGCUUCAGCUCGCGGCCGAGGGAGGACACGCGGAGGUGGUGAAAGCGUUGGUCAGAGCUGGCGCGUCGUGCGCGGACGAGAAUCGUGCGGGAUUCACCGCGGUGCAUCUUGCCGCCCAACACGGGCAUGGUCAGGUGUUAGAAGUUAUGCGAUCAUCCACGUCUCUUCGUAUAUCCAGCAAGAAACUCGGCGUUACAGCUCUUCACGUGGCUGCUUACUUCGGACAAGCUGACACUGUACGUGAAUUGCUCACCUAUGUACCGGGUACGGUGAAAUCCGAUCCACCGACCAGUGGAUCCCUCGUAGGGGAGCUGGGCUCGGAAUCUGGGAUGACGCCGUUGCACCUGGCCGCCUAUUCCGGGAACGAGAACGUGGUCCGGCUGUUGUUGAAUUCCGCCGGUGUCCAGGUGGAGGCAGCCACGACCGAGAACGGCUUCAAUCCGCUUCAUUUGGCCUGUUUCGGCGGUCACAUCACCGUGGUGGGAUUGCUUCUGAGCAGAUCGGCGGAGCUGUUGCACAGCGCGGAUCGUUACGGGAAAACCGGUCUGCACAUCGCGGCGACCCACGGACAUUACCAGAUGGUCGAGGUGCUUCUGGGCCAGGGGGCGGAAAUAAACGCGACCGACAAAAACGGUUGGACCCCGUUGCAUUGCGCCGCACGGGCCGGUUAUCUCGAUGUUGUUAAGCUGCUCGUGGAGAGCGGCGCAUCGCCGAAGAGCGAGACCAAUCUCGGUUGCGCGCCGAUUUGGUUCGCCGCCUCGGAGGGCCACAACGACGUGCUCAAGUAUCUCAUGGAGAAGGAGCACGAUACAUAUGCCCUGAUGGACGAUAAGAGGUUCGUCUAUAACAUGAUGGUGUGCAGUAAGAGCCACAACAACAAGCCCAUAGAGGAAUUCGUGUUGGUGUCACCGGCACCGGUAGACACCGCCGCGAAACUCUCCAAUAUCUACAUGAAACUGUCGGAGAAAGAGAAGGAAAGAGCGAAGGAUUUGAUCGCGGCUGGGAAACAGUGCGAGGCGAUGGCUACGGAACUGUUGGCCCUUGCGGCGGGCGCGGAUUCCGCUGGGAAAAUUCUCACUUCGAUGGAUCGACGGAACGUCGAGUUCUUGGACGUUCUGAUCGAGAACGAGCAGAAGGAAGUGAUCGCGCACACGGUCGUGCAGCGGUAUCUGCAGGAGCUCUGGCAGGGCAGCCUGAACUGGAACGCGUUCAGGACGAUCCUGUUGUUCAUCGCGUUCCUCGUAUGCCCACCUGUCUGGGUGGUGUUCGCUCUUCCCCUCGGCCACAAGUACAACAACGUGCCGAUCAUAAAGUUCAUGUCGUACCUCACGUCCCAUAUUUAUCUGAUGGUCUUCCUGUUGCUGGUCGGCAUAAUUCCUAUAUACCCGGUGGUCAGAGCGAGCCUGUUGCCGUACUGGUACGAGUGGUGUCUGCUCGUGAUGCUAUCCGGACUGUUGCUAUUCGAGCUUACCAAUCCGAGCGACAAGAGCGGCCUCGGCUGGAUCAAGCUGGCGGUGUUGCUGUUCGGGAUCUUCGGGGUCGCUUUCCAUCUGAUGGGUUUCGUAAUCGUUAGCCGACCCUACUGGCCGACCCUCCUAUACCUGAGGAACCAACUGUUCGCGCUCAGCUUCCUGUUGGCCUGCGUGCAGAUCCUGGACUUCUUGUCGUUUCAUCAUCUGUUCGGCCCGUGGGCGAUCAUCAUCGGGAACCUGAUGAAGGAUCUCGCGAGAUUUCUCGCUGUGUUGGCGAUCUUCGUGUUCGGUUUCUCGAUGCAUUUCGUCGCGCUGAACCAAGCGUUCAAGAACCAAUCGAUCCAGGACGCACGUAUCGAGGACAGGAAGAAGAAAGGCGCCUUCAACGACGAUUUGUUGGCCAAUGUUACGGAAUGGAUGAUGGAGACGCCGUCGACGGCGCCUCCUCGUCGCUACGGCCGCUACAAGAAAAAGAAUGAGUGUUGUGACGAUAACUCCCGAGAUAUAAAGAUGAACCCGGUACUCGCCUUCGAGUACCUGUUCUUCGCGGUCUUUGGCCAGACGACCCACGGCGAGCUGAAGGUCGAGACCAAUCAGCCGCAGUGGACCUCGGUCCUCUUCAAGCUGGCAUUCGGCGUAUACAUGUUGGUCUCGGUAGUCGUAUUAAUUAAUCUGCUGAUCGCGAUGAUGAGCGACACCUACCAGCGGAUACAGGCGCAAUCGGACAUUGAGUGGAAAUACGGGCUGAGUAAACUGAUCCGUAAUAUGCACAGAACGACCACCGCUCCGUCGCCCCUAAACUUGCUCACUACAUGGAUCGUGUACUUCAUCAAGGUGUGCAAGCAACGCGCAGCCAAACGUAAACGGCCCUCGUUGGUCCACAUGAUGGGACUACAGCGGGCCGGUCGUCUGUCGCCAAGAUCGAAGAUGGGGGCGAAAUGGUUGGCGAAAGUGAAAAAGGGUCAGGUCAGACCGAAAGACAGCGUCGCCCUGUCCGUGGUGCAUUUAAGUCCUCUCGGUAGCCAAUUGUCCUUCAAUAGCGCGACCAGGAUCGAGAGCGUGGUAGACUGGGACUCGAUCAGAAAGAAAUACCUGGCACUGACCGGCAACGAACCUGAGAAAGAAGCGGACAAGGAUGACAAGGACGAAGAGAACGAGAACGAGGAGGAGAACGGACCGACGGCGACCAACUCGUCCACGGUACCAGCGACGACUUCGACGCCACCGAUCUAG
Dufourea novaeangliae is the source of this 5274-nucleotide messenger RNA. It is a transcript of the gene nompC, whose product is annotated as serine/threonine-protein phosphatase 6 regulatory ankyrin repeat subunit A-like. Gene Ontology annotation, molecular function: calcium channel activity; protein binding. Gene Ontology annotation, biological process: calcium ion transmembrane transport; GPI anchor biosynthetic process. The coding region runs from base 1 to 5274 and encodes 1757 amino acids. The record is from RefSeq and is a predicted model, not a curated record. The transcript has 14 exons. NCBI's taxonomy places the organism in Eukaryota, Metazoa, Arthropoda, Insecta, Hymenoptera, Halictidae. Gene Ontology annotation, cellular component: membrane; glycosylphosphatidylinositol-N-acetylglucosaminyltransferase (GPI-GnT) complex.